Messenger RNA from Epithele typhae, 1224 nucleotides. Its product is annotated as RBP11-like subunits of RNA polymerase. The record is from RefSeq and is a predicted model, not a curated record. The transcript is spliced from 7 exons. Gene Ontology annotation, molecular function: DNA-directed RNA polymerase activity; protein dimerization activity. The coding region runs from base 1 to 1224 and encodes 407 amino acids. Gene Ontology annotation, cellular component: RNA polymerase II, core complex. NCBI's taxonomy places the organism in Eukaryota, Fungi, Basidiomycota, Agaricomycetes, Polyporales, Epitheliaceae. Gene Ontology annotation, biological process: DNA-templated transcription.
AUGCAGUCGGGCGACGCAGAGCCUAUUGUCAGGAUACGCGAGUUGCAGAAGAACCAUGCCAACUUCGUGAUUCAAAACGUCGACCUCUCCAUCGCGAAUUCGAUCCGCCGGGUCAUGAUAGCGGACAUUCCUACAGUGGCAAUCGACAUGGUCGAAUUCGAGAGCAACACCGGCGUGCUGCCGGACGAGUUCAUCGCGCAUCGACUUGGUAUGAUUCCACUGGUCAGCACGGCAUGCGAUGAGGCAAUGCGCUAUACGCGGGACUGCACAUGCGAAGUUCGCUGUCAAUAUUGUGCCAUCGAGCUUGUCCUCCAUGUCUCAUGUAAUGAGAAGGGGUAUACCAUGGAGGUUACCAGCGACAUGCUCGAAGUCGUGCCGACCACCAGGCCGGGCGGUGGCUUCGGCUUCGAUGCGGACGACGGUGGAGAGGAGAUGGCAAAGCGGGUGGAAAACUUCGGUCAUCCUGUGGGAAAAGGCGAUCCGGACAAGCCGCCAAUCCUGAUUUGUAAACUGCGGAUGGGGCAAGAGCUUAAGCUUCGCUGUAUCGCGAAAAAGGGUAUUGCGAAGGAGCACGCCAAGUGGUCCCCUUGCGCAGCGGUCGGUUUCGAAUAUGACCCUCACAAUAAGCUCCGCCACACGACAUACUGGUUCGAGAACGACGCGCGCGAGGAGUGGCCACUGAGCGAGAAUGCGAAGGAGGAGGAGGUGCCACGAGACGACCUCCCCUUCGAUUACAACGCGAAGCCUAACAAGUAUUAUAUGGACGUGGAGACGGACGGGAGCUUGGGAGCGCAAGAAGUCAUCCAAAAGGGCCUGGCGGAACUUCAAACGAAACUCGCUAACCUCAUCCUCGGUCUCAAACCAGAACCCCCAGAAGCCGACGCAUUUCAAAGCGGCACUGGCGCCCCUGUCGGCCAUCCCAACGGGCACGACGCGGCCGCUGCGCCGUGGGGCGCCCCUCCGGCUGCGGGUCCCGGGAGUGCUUGGAGCCCAGGGCGCAUGGCCGGUGGGUCAACAGGGACGUGGGGCAGUCCCAACCGUGGGGGUGGGACGGCCGGGUGGGGCAGCAGCCCGGCGAACGCGGCGGCGCCGUGGGGGGCGUCGCCCACCACUGGCGGUGCGGGUGCGGGUAGUGCAGCUACGGGUGGAGGAUGGGGAUCGCCUGGGGCCGCGGCGGGUUGGGGCAGUCCGUCACAGCAGCAGAACGGGUGGAAUGUGGGCUAG